Molecule: messenger RNA, 1014 nt
Organism: Didymodactylos carnosus
Lineage: Eukaryota; Metazoa; Rotifera; Eurotatoria; Philodinida; Philodinidae
Source: the annotation of a GenBank genome assembly
AUGUGUAUCUUGGAUUUCUACUGUCAUAGGUGUGUACAUUUAUAUAAUUUACAGCAAAGAAUGAUAUCAAAUAUUGUGUGUGCCGUGAAUGAUUCACUUUACUACCAAAUGUUAUGUAAAGGUCUGGUAUUGUCGUUGUUCAAAUAUUCUCAAUUAUCCCAUCCUAAUAUAACUAUCUUAUUAGACGGCUCUAAUGUGGAACCGUUAAAUGAUCUUUUACUACAACAAUCAUCUCUCAAUAUACAAAAAAUACAGCCUUUGAAUAUAAUUUGUGGUUCAGUGGAAUCACGAACAACAUUUGCUCGUUUAGAAAUACCCUAUUUGACUGCUACAAAACAUUUUGAUCGUGUACUCUAUUUGGAUGUAGACACAUACUGUAUGAAUAACAUUGAAGAACUAUUCACAAUUGAAUUUGACACUGUUGCCAUGGUAGUACCUGGAAAAGAUUUGCAUAUAAAAAAGUUUAUGAAGCAACAGUUUAAUAAGAAUUUGCGACCAUUACGAUAUCGUUUAGAGUCCAGUCGAGAAGAUUUUAUAGUUGGUGCAAUCGAUCACAAAUAUUCUAACGCAGGUGUCAUGUUAAUUGAUGUAGAGAAAUUUCGAGAAAAGAAAGUGAAAGAGCAUGUUGAAGUCUUAGUAAAAACAUAUCCGGAUGACAUGCUAACAAGCGAUGAAAUGGCCUUAAAUUUAUUAUUUCGAGGACAAAUAACUGAAUUACCACAAGAAUUUAAUACAUUUUCGUUUAACUGUCAAUACAUAAACACACCUAGAAUAUGGCAUUUUAACAUAAAAAAACCGAUUAUUCAUACGUCACUGAACAAUUUUCCGAUAUGGUUAAACCUGUUUAACAAUAAAGACACAACCGUUCUUCGAGCAUUGAGCUUUGUUUUUAAUUGUUUUGGAAAGAAUAGAGUACUGGCAAUCAAAAGUGAUGCUUAUGAUCUCCUAGGAGAGACUAGAAGUGAAAAUAAUCUCAAACAAAUAGUGAAUAAACUACUUGUCGAUAAACAAUAA